UGAGUAUUACGCUUAUCGGUCUCAUUCAUAUUGCUGAAAUAGUGAAUUUCCAUUCCAGUUUGUGUGUUAGGACUGAGAUAUCGAUCCACGAAUGGAAAAUGAAGAAGAAGCUAAGCCUCGCAGACAGAGACAUCAAUCAAGCAACGCUGAAAUUUUAAUCACUCAACCAGAACUCUAUCCACCGUCCAUGUGUCCCGAGCCCACACCUGACCCAGAUGAACCCAAUCUCACGGAGUCCAAACCCGCCUUGAAACAUACCCAGAUCUUCAAGGCUCUGGAAGUCGUCGAGAGGGAUUCACUGGCCAUCGCCGAAAGCUUCACCAGUCUUUUCGCUUCUCUUCGCUUGGCUCUAUCCGAGUUGCAGGUUACUAGCAGCUCGGUUGAUCAUAUGAACUGUUUUGGUGACGCUGCCGGCCGUCUUCAAGAAUCGGUGCUUGAUGCAGCAACGAAGGGAAAUCGGUAUAUAAAUUCGUGUCUCAGAUUAAACGAGGAAAUGAAGGGUAUUGAUAGCUUAGCUGCACAACUAAAAGUCCUGAGGAGAAAUGUGGAUGCGCUGGACACAGCUGUGAACAGGCUUCUCCGUUUUCCAUGAUGCAGAGCUGCUCAACUGAUUAGUUGUCAUUUGGGACUUCUAAUACAACUUCACUUGUAUCCAGUGCUACUUUUGUUUGAGAAGUUUCAAGCUGCCUGUUAAUAACGUAGUUUUUUUAGAACUCAGGCUGAACUUCUGAACAUAUCGCUGAACUAUCUCCACAGCCGCUCCAAAUAUAGGUUCAAGAACAACUGUUUUGUACCAUAGGAUUUAAAGCAUGCACUUUUUUUUCUGCCCAGUGAUUGUAUUGGCAUUCUGGAGUUGGCCUUUUCAAUAGUUGUAGAAAAAUUGAAGGUAACA
This is a messenger RNA of Hevea brasiliensis (rubber tree), 892 nucleotides long. RefSeq lists its product as uncharacterized. The coding region runs from base 92 to 592 and encodes 166 amino acids. The record is from RefSeq and is a predicted model, not a curated record. Lineage: Eukaryota; Viridiplantae; Streptophyta; Magnoliopsida; Malpighiales; Euphorbiaceae. The transcript is spliced from 5 exons.